AUGAAGCUGGAAGCCGUCGUGGAGCAGCUGCAGAAGCAGCAGCAGCAGCAGCCCAUGGAUUCCCGGGAGCGGCCGCCGGCGCGGCUCCUGUUCCCGCCGGCGCUCGCCGCCCCGGCCAAGGGCCCGCCCGGCAUCGCGCGCCCCGUGGAUCAGCGCGGCGUCAGCUCCGAGGAGGACGACGACGAGGACGACGACGAGGAGGAAGGCGCGGAGCUCGAGGACGGCGCUGACGGGACGGGGAAAGACGCCUGCGCCGCCCUGAAGUAUUUCCACGCUCCCAAAGUCGCCCGGCACAACCAAAGAGUGGCUUCGACCUCCAGUGCUCUCCCGGCUCCGGGGCACCCGGGGAAAGAAGAGCAGGGGAAAGACGCUACUAAGCAGACGUAUUCCGGGUCCCCCUCCGGGCGCCAGACCUGGAGACUGGACGAGCAGCUCAAGCAGAACGGCAGCGCGACCUGGAGCGAGGAAGGCGACGGGUGCCGAGGAAGAGAAAUUUCACGCGACUUUGCCAAGCUCUAUGAACUGGAUAGUGAUCCCGAGCGGAAGGAGUUCCUGGAUGAUCUCUUCAUCUUUAUGCAGAAGAGAGGAACUCCCAUCAAUCGGAUCCCCAUCAUGGCAAAGCAGAUCCUGGACCUCUACAUGCUCUACAAGCUGGUGACGGAGAAGGGCGGGCUGGUCGAAAUCAUCAACAAGAAGAUCUGGCGGGAGAUCACCAAAGGCCUUAAUCUGCCCACCUCCAUCACCAGUGCCGCCUUCACGCUUCGCACCCAGUAUAUGAAGUACCUGUACGCCUACGAGUGCGAGAAGAAGUCCCUGAGCUCCCCCGCGGAGCUGCAGGCCGCCAUCGACGGCAACAGGCGCGAGGGCCGGCGGCCCAGCUACAGCUCCUCGCUGUUCAGCUACUCGCCCGGUGCCGCGGGGCCCCCUUCCCUGCUGUCCCCGCCGAAGAUCCGCUUCCCGAUGAUGGGCGUCGCGCCGGGCAGCGGGAGCGGCAGCCCCCGGGCGUCCCCGGCAGCUGCGCUCCGGAAAGGUGACGGUGUGCCCUUGACCGUGCCCAUGCCAAACCGAAUCGCCGUGCCAGUGACCUUGGCUAGCCAGCAGGCAUCCGUGGCGGCCAGAACAGCCACCUUGGAGCAGCUGAGGGAGAGACUGGAGUCUGGGGAGCCUCCGGAGAAGAAGGUGUCGCGGAUGACGGAGGAGGAGCAGCGGCUCGUCCAGCAGGCUCUGCAGCGCAACCUCUUCAGCGUGGCGCGGCAGAUCCCCAUGAAGAUCAAAAUCAACGGCAAGGAAGACAAAGCGGACUCGGCGGCGGCGCUGAACUUGUCCCCGACCGGCAUCGGGAGCAUUAACAUGUCGGUGGAGAUCAACGGCACAAUUUACACUGGAGUGCUCUUCGCGCAGAAGCCGGUCGUCCACCUCAUCGCAGGCUCCGGCACCCAGAGCUCCUGCAGCAGCAGCAGCAGCUCCCACUGCUCCCCCAGCCCUACCUCAUCCCGGGGCACGCCGAGCGCAGAGCCCUCCACCAGCUGGUCUCUCUGACGGGGCCCGGGUCGCUGUCUCACACUGGCCCCCGGCAGCCCUGCCCUGUGCUCGGGGCGGCGGGAGCCGGGGAGGAGUCGCACAGAUUUACCUCAUCUCAAGGAACCUGCUUUGCGGCUGGCCGACGGCGAGAUGCUGCUGCUGCUGAAAGCUUUCCACGCCAGCGAGUGUCAUCCUCAUCGUCUGUCCGUACCAGCCCUUUUCGUUGUUCUCCCCUUUCUUCCUCCCUUUGAAUUGUUGUUUUUCUUCCUCCACCUCCUCCCAGGGUUUGCUGUGUUCCUGCUGGGGGUGGGACAUGGAGAAGGGGGCCCACCUGGCGUUUUUCAAUCAGGGAAUCGUCUCUAGGAGCUGCGCGUGGAUGGAUGGCUGAGACGUCACCAAGGCAGGCGGAAAAGAGCUGCAGUUGGGGCAGGGAGAUGGGGUUCUCCUUGGACCGGGACCCACCUGCACUCUGCCCAUAAAACACCUCAGUGUAUUGACAAUCCUAACGGCCAUCAGGGCACCUUGUCCCCCUGUCCCUCGCUGCCUUUGGCUGCAGAAGGUCUUGCAGCUGCAGAGCAAGGCGCUUCCUCGCUGCCCUUCCUCGAGCUCCGUCAUUGUCCGGGGUCCCGCGUGGCAGAGCUGGCUGCAGCACUGCUUGUGGAGCCACCUGGUGAACCUUUGUCCUCCUCAUGGAGAUCUCAGCCGCUCGGGCAGCACUUUCCCAUCGCUGUAUUUGACCUGUAGAGACGGAGAGACAGACGGACCCGUGAGCUGCUCCGUUCUGGCUGGCACUGGGCUGCUUCCUGCUCCUGCUUUCCRCAGGCCUCCAGCCCAGGUUUAAAUGCCCUCGAGCUGGUCGCUCUCCCCACAGGAAAUCCGUGCACUGUGGCGUUUAUCUGACGGCUCCARCUUGUUUGUGCUUGGUUUAGAUCUUCAGCCCCUUCACACAAAAGGGCCGUCCCUUAAGUGCGUCUAGGCUUCCUGCAGUGACUUCUGUCCCUUAGCGUGUACUGCAGUAGCCCCUGGACGCUCUCCAUGUCCAUGCCCUGAGAAAAUAGGUGAUAUUUAAAAUCCRCUUCAGAGGGGCUGUGCCAUGUGUUAUAUAUAUAUCAUGGUUAGUAUAUAAUGCUUCCUUCCGUUGCCCUCAAACAAGCAACAAGUCCCCUCCAGAUUGCGUGGGGGCAACACGAAAGCAGCCCCCAGCCAAGUAAGGCCUCGGGGAGGGAAGCAGGAGAAAGGAAGUCGUUGCCAUUUCCCUUCCAAGCUCCGCUUUAAAGCCAGCUCCCGCUCACGGGCCCUCUCUGCUCCUGCGGGGGACUGGGCUGGCCCUUGCCGUGCACGGCUCCCCCAGCCUGGAGAGCAGAUCCGAGCCCCGUCCGUCCUGCCCUGGUGACGUCCUUCCCAUCCUCCAGGCCCAAGUCAGGUUUUUUUGAGCAGAUGAAAUACCUCAGAUAUGUACUUGUUGUUGGGGGGGUGUUUGUUUGUUUGGGGGGGGAUUGUUUUUUGUUUUGUUUUAUUUUUUUUUAACCUCUUCAGGAAGUAUCGGCAUAUCUUAAUGCUUGGUUUUUUUAUAUGUGGUUUUGCUGAUGUUGUGUUUAUUUUUAUUUUUGAUUGUAGCACCAAAGACAGAAAGAAAAACAAAGCUGAGCCAAAGAGCAGUGGCUUCCCCAUCCUUUAGGCUACGCAGGAGACAGGUCCUGUCGCAGGACAUGGAUGUGGUGCAGGAGGAAAGGUAGAGGUAGGAGAAAGGGGGCGAGACUGGCUGCUGAGUUAGAGGAUCCCUCCUUUGUGGACAACAGGGAGUCUUCAGGGUCCAUAUUCUCAUUGCAGAGCUUCAUAAUCCAUGUCUUUAGCAGGAACACUACACGUUUGCCAGGCCUCUCACAGCAAAGCGGUUUGUGACUGCCGAAAGCCCGGCUUGGCCUCAUGCCUUGGCACGGGACCGGCCUCCUCCGCUGUGCUCUGACUUGGUGCUCUUGCGGGGUCCCUAGAUGCACAGAUCCAUUCCUCUGAGUGGCAGCUGCGUUUCUGCUCCCAGCCCGUGAAGAUCUCUUGCUCUCUCCAACCAGACGUGAKGGAGCCAGCUCCUGGCUGGCUUUGGUGGGAGCAACAGCCACCCCCGUGCACGGCGGGAAGCAGAGCUGCUCUUUGGCUGCAGGGCAUUGGCGUGGCGGGUGACACGGCCCUCCAAGGYUGUGGACGUUUCACCAAGACGUUUCACCGUCUCGGACUCGGAGAUGAUUUCCCAGGCUCUGGGGCUCAUUCAGAUCGUUUUGGUUUUGUUUCCUUUCCCCUUGGAUUUCGUUUUGUUUUGGAGAUAGGGGUGGGCGGGUUUAGGGGCUGUUUCCUAAGAGUGGGACUGGGGUCUUUUUGCUUUUCCUUACGCUUUCUUCUCUGGUCCUGGGGAGCAGAGGUUAGUAAUGGGUGUUUUUGCUUAUAUAUCACAUGCUAACAUUGUGUUUUCUUGCACAGAAAGGCACUCAAAUCACUGAACUGCUAAACAGCUUUGACACUACUAGAGUAUUAAUGUUUAUAAGCUUUACACAACUUAGACUGGAACUAGACAGGGACUAACAGAUUGUUUUGUAUCCGAUUCAGGGAAAGAGUCAAGUCGCGAUGCGUAACAGAUACCUCAGUAAAAUAAGCUGCAACAAUAAACUGGUCCUUUGGCAUGACACGGUGACAAGGACCAGCCAUUCAGACUGUGAAGAGUAACCCUGUCCC
Molecule: messenger RNA, 4245 nt
Organism: Nothoprocta perdicaria
Lineage: Eukaryota; Metazoa; Chordata; Aves; Tinamiformes; Tinamidae
Gene: ARID3B
Product: AT-rich interaction domain 3B
Exons: 8
Coding region: 1-1539 (512 amino acids)
Biological process (GO): regulation of transcription by RNA polymerase II
Cellular component (GO): nucleus
Molecular function (GO): DNA binding
Source: RefSeq, a predicted model, not a curated record